CAGCACCAAAUGCAGCACAUGGAGGGGUGGGACGUGGCAGCCGGGAGCCCCCCAUUUCAUAGGGCUGACUCCUCUUUGGCCCUCAGGACAGCCCCAGCGUAGCCUGUGUGUGCUGUGCAGGGAAGGCUGCGUUGCAGCCAGGGCUGCAGGAUGUGGCCCCAAAGCUGUCACCCACUGAGAUGGACUCCCUCUGCUCUGUGCUUUCAGUCAAGUUCCAGUGGUCCCGGCAGUGUCCUCUGCCAAAAAGAUGGCUGUGCCUGGCAAAACCCACGGCGAAGGCAGUACCAAAAGCACGGCACCACCGGUGGGUCCAGCACAGGCAAUCAAAGCCCACAGGUGCAAAGAAGAACAAGGUGCGGUGAAGCUGGCGCUGAGCAGCCAAGGUCAGCACAAAGUCACAGCCAAAGGAGAAGCACCAGAGCCAGGUCACACUCAUGGCGUGGAAGCUCAGAGGUGCAAAGAAGAAAGAGGAGCAGUGAAGCUGGCGCUGAUCAGCCAGUUUCAGGGCAAACACACAGCCAAAGCUCCAGCACAAGGCUCGGGUCGAGCUCAGGCAGUGGAACCUCAGUGGCUCAGAAAACAAGGAGCAGUGAAGCCGGCGCUGACCACCAGCCAGUUUCAGGGCAAACUCACUGCCAAAGGAAAAGCAUCAGAAAUGCGUCCAGCACAGCCAAUAAAAGCUCAGAGGGGUAAAGAAGAAGAAAGAGGAGCGGCGAAGCCGGCACUGGCAAGCCAGUUCCUGGGCAAAUACACAGCCAAAGCUUCAGCACCAGAGGCAGGUCGAGCCCAGGCAGUGGAAUCUGAGAGCCACAGAGGAGGAGGACGAGCAGGAGAGAAAAUCUUCUGUGAUGGCAGAGUGCUGGAGGCAAACAAAGAGCUGAGUGGCCCUCAUGGAGCGCAGCCUCCAAUGAUAAUACCUACAAUAGUGAUUGAAUCACCAUCAAGCUCUGAGCACAGUCUGCCCGAGGAGCCCAUCUAUGACACCUCCCUUUUGAUGCCACCACCACGCAUCCACAAGCGCCGACGAUCCCGAGAGAGGGCACAAAAGAGAAAACUGCUGGACUCUGGGAAUACAAGGAAGACUAUCAGAGCAGACGCUGUGGAGCACGAGAAACAGCAUGUGAAAGUAAGGCUGAGAACCAAGGAUGUCUCCAGAAGAAGAGAAAAGCAAAAGGAACAGCUCGCGGCUCUGACUGGAUAAGCGCCUGCAUGCAUGCUUAGGGAGUGCUUGUGGAAUACUUGGUUGACGUGUAAAGGCGGGUGGGAAAGCUGUAAAGGUGGAUGGGAAAGCUAAAAAAAGGAAACUGGUGAACGUGUAUAAGUGAU
Messenger RNA from Gallus gallus (chicken), 1326 nucleotides. RefSeq lists its product as uncharacterized. The coding region runs from base 248 to 1201 and encodes 317 amino acids. The record is from RefSeq and is a predicted model, not a curated record. NCBI's taxonomy places the organism in Eukaryota, Metazoa, Chordata, Aves, Galliformes, Phasianidae. The transcript is spliced from 2 exons.